AUGUUUUUUUUCUUUUUGAUUGGCAUAACGAAUGAGCCGAGUUAUCUUAACAAAGCUCUCUUUCUCCCUCUCCCCCCUCUCCCUUCUAUCCCUCUCUCUCUUCUCUCUAUCAUUCUCUCUCUUCUAUCUCCCUCUCUCUUUUCUCUAUCCCUUUCUCUCUCUUUUCUAUCUCUCUCUCUCUUUUCUCUAUCCCUUUCUCUCUCUUUUCUAUCUCUCUCUCUCUUUUCUCUAUCCCUUUCUCUCUUUUCUAUCUCUCUCUCUUUUCUCUAUCCGUUUCUCUCUCUUUUCUAUCCCUUUCUCUCUUCUCUCUAUCAUUCUCUCUCUUCUAUCUCCCUCUCUCUUUUCUCUAUCCCUUUCUCUCUCUUUUCUAUCUCUCUCUCUCUUUUCUCUAUCCCUUUCUCUCUCUCUUCUAUCUCUCUCUCUCUUUUCUCUAUCCCUUUCUCUCUCUUCUAUCUCUCUCUCUUUUCUAUUCUGCUCUCUCUUCUAUCUCUCUCUCUUUUCUCUAUCCCUUUCUCUCUCUCUUCUAUCUCUCUCUCUUUUCUAUUCUGCUCUAUCUUCUAUCUCUCUCUCUCUUUUCUCUAUCCCUUUCUCUCUCUUUUCUAUCUCUCUCUCUUUUCUCUAUCCUUUCUCUCUCUUCUAUCUCUCUCUCUUUUCUAUUCUGCUCUCUCUUCUAUCUCUCUCUCUUUUCUCUAUCCCUUUCUCUCUCUUUUAUAUAUCUCUCUUUUCUCUAUCCCGACUCUCUCUUCUAUCUCUCUCUCCUCUCUAUUCCUCUCUUUCAUCUCUAUAUCCCCUGUCUCUCUUCUAUCGCUCUCCCUCUUCUCUAUAUCCCCCUCUCUCCCUUUUCUAUCUCUCGCCCUCUCUUUUCUAUAUCCCCUUUCUUCUAUUUCUCUCUCUUCUCUGUAUUCCUCUAUGGCUCUUCUAUCUCUCUCUUUCUUCUCCCUGUGCCCCUCUCUAUUCUCCCUAUCCCUCUCUUCUCUCUCUCUCUAUCUCUUCUCUCUAUCCUCUCUCUCUAUUCUAUCUCUCUCUUUGAACGUGAUUCGUGGGAUUAUGACAUGGAAGAGAUUUCCUUCUCCGAGUUUAACGGGAUUAUCCAUUAUGACGACACUUGGAUAUAACUGGCUGCCAAUACAAGACGAUCUCUUCAAAUCCGGAAUUUUACCUAAAGUGGUGCCAUCAUUGCUAUUUGAAUUGCCUAAGAAAACAAGUGACUUUUUGUAA
Messenger RNA from Acanthosepion pharaonis, 1218 nucleotides. Lineage: Eukaryota; Metazoa; Mollusca; Cephalopoda; Sepiida; Sepiidae. The record is from the annotation of a GenBank genome assembly.